Molecule: messenger RNA, 2711 nt
Organism: Choloepus didactylus (southern two-toed sloth)
Lineage: Eukaryota; Metazoa; Chordata; Mammalia; Pilosa; Megalonychidae
Gene: LRRFIP2
Product: LRR binding FLII interacting protein 2
Exons: 27
Coding region: 344-2488 (714 amino acids)
Biological process (GO): regulation of DNA-templated transcription
Source: RefSeq, a predicted model, not a curated record
CGUCGACCCUGUGGACCCGCCCCUCCUCCGCCGCCUCCGCCUGCCGCUUGGACUGUGGCUUUUCCCGGGGGUUGGUUGUAGCUGCGUUAGCCGCCGCGGGGAGGGGAACGCCGCUGACCCGCUGACUAACCGCCGGCGCCGUAAGCCGCCGCGUUCAUUUGGGUCCUCCUGGCCCGGACCCGGGACUGAGUCCGCCUGCCGCGCCCCUUGUCCUUCGCUCCGGCGGGCGAGCCGCGCUCCGGCCCAUCCCGGGCGGUUCCUGAGCCGCCGUCCGCGCCCGGAGACAGGGCUGAAACCGGAGUGACAUCACUUUUCAGAAUUAAAAGACGAUUAAGAAAACAAGAUGGCGACUCCUGGCCCUGGAAGGAAGAGAACACCUGUAAAAGACCGAUUUUCUGCAGAAGAUGAAGCUUUGAGUCACAUUGCCAGAGAGGCAGAGGCAAGGCUGGCAGCAAAACGGGCUGCCAGGGCAGAAGCGAGAGAUAUACGGAUGAGAGAACUUGAACGACAACAAAAAGAGCACUCUCAUCAUUCCUUUGAUCGGAAAUGGGGACAGAUUCACAAGUGGCUGGAAGAUUCUGAAAGGGCCAGGUAUUCCCACCGGUCCAGUCAUCAUCGUCCUUAUCUGGGAGUUGAGGAUGCAAUGUCCCUUCGAAGUCUUGGCAGUCACAGGAACCCAUCCAAGGAUAUAACUGGUACACACUGGAGCCGAACCAGUACACCCAAAAGGAAAGACAUUAUGAAUCAUUCUUACAGUUCCUCUUGUGGAAUGAAGAGGAGAUCUUCUGGUUCACAUAAAGAUCUGCUGAGUGGCCUAUACUAUGACCAGAGAAACUACAGUAGUCUUAGACAUAGCAAACCCACCUCUGCCUACUACUUUCGGUCUUCUUCCCUGUACAGUGAUCCUCUGGCAACAUCUAAGAGUACCAGGGUGUCAUUGUACGGUGGUGGAUUAUAUAACCCUUAUGGUUCUCGAACUCCAUCUGAAUACAGUUAUUACUCAUCAAGAACAAGUUCAGCCCGAAGCAGUCCUGUGUUUAUCAAUGAUGACGCUGAGAGCAUUGCGUCUUCUGGUCAAGCCAGUCGUGGGCGAAGGGAGAGUGUGGUUUCUGCCGCCGAUUAUUUUAGUCGCUCCAAUCGUAGGGGCAGUGUUGUUUCUGAGAUGGAUGACGUCAGUAUCCCAGAUUUGACCAGCUUGGAUGAAAAAUCUGACAAACAAUAUGCUGAAAUUUAUACAAGGCCUUCAUCUCGGAAUUCUGCCUCAGCAACAACCCCUCUAAGUGGAAACUCAUCCAGAAGAGGAAGUGGGGACACCAGCAGUCUAAUAGAUCCAGAUACCUCAUUAAGUGAAUUGCGGGAUAUCUAUGACCUUAAGGACCAGAUACAGGAUGUAGAAGGGAGAUACAUGCAGGGGCUUAAAGAACUAAAGGAGUCUCUGUCUGAAGUGGAAGAAAAGUACAAGAAAGCCAUGGUUUCCAAUGCACAGUUAGACAACGAGAAGAACAAUUUGAUCUACCAGGUAGAUACCCUCAAGGACGUUAUUGAAGAACAGGAGGAACAGAUGGCAGAAUUUUAUAGAGAAAAUGAAGAAAAAUCAAAGGAAUUGGAAAGACAGAAACAUAUGUGCAGCGUGCUGCAGCAUAAGAUGGAUGAACUUAAAGAAGGCCUUCGUCAAAGAGAUGAACUUAUUGAGGAGAAUCAGCGCAUGCAGCAGAAAAUAGACAACAUGACAAAAGAGGUGUUUGACCUCCAGGAGACACUUCUUUGGAAAGAUAAAAAAAUUGGGGCCCUAGAGCAGCAGAAAGAAUACAUUGCCUGCCUUAGGAAUGAGCGAGAUAUGCUCAGAGAGGAGCUGGCUGACCUGAAGGAGACAGUGAAGACAGGAGAGAAACAUGGCUUAGUUAUAAUCCCCGAUGGCACUCCCAAUGGUGAUGUCAAUCAUGAACCAGUGGCUGGAGCCAUCACUGUUGUAUCUCAGGAAGCUGCGCAGGUCUUGGAGUCAGCAGGAGAAGGGCCUCUAGAUGUAAGGCUACGAAAACUUGCUGGAGAAAAGGAAGAGCUACUAUCACAGAUUAGAAAACUAAAGCUGCAGUUAGAGGAAGAACGGCAGAAGUGUUCCAGAAAUGAUGGCACAGUGGGUGAGCUGGCAGGACUGCAGAACGGCUCAGACUUGCAGUUCAUCGAAAUGCAGAGAGAUGCCAAUAGACAAAUUAGUGAAUACAAAUUUAAGCUUUCAAAAGCAGAACAGGAUAUAACCACCUUGGAGCAAAGUAUUAGCCGGCUCGAGGGACAAGUACUGAGAUAUAAAACUGCUGCAGAGAAUGCUGAGAAAGUUGAAGAUGAACUGAAAGCAGAAAAGAGGAAGCUACAACGAGAGUUACGAACAGCACUGGACAAGAUUGAAGAGAUGGAGAUGACCAACAGCCACCUGGCCAAGCGGCUGGAGAAGAUGAAGGCCAACAGGACAGCGCUUCUGGCCCAGCAAUAGGGAGGCCACUGUUGGACCUGUGUGCUGCUCUUUGGGGCCUAGCCCAGAAGGACUGACUUUUUUUGUCCGUCAGACACAAACCCCUUUGAGUACUGUUUUUGUCAUUAAAAUAGCCACCUUUGUAUUUUGUAAUUUAUGAGAGAAUGAAACAGGUUUGAAUCUUCGUGAAUGAACACUUUGGAUGUUUUGUUUGUAGUUUGAUUCUAAACUAAGAACUAACUGG